This is a messenger RNA of Prorocentrum cordatum, 2427 nucleotides long. The record is from the annotation of a GenBank genome assembly. Lineage: Eukaryota; Dinophyceae; Prorocentrales; Prorocentraceae.
GUUUGCUCCACGGCGCCAGCGCCCACAUCCCGCAGACGAGAUCCAGGCCGCGUUUGCCCAGCAGCGGGGCGCGAAGAGCCAGGACGCUCACGGCUGCGUUUGCACGCAGCAGCUAGGCAAGAGAGGCGGGGCGCGGUGCCGGCAGCAAGAGCAGAAAAGAAAUACGAGAGAGAAGGAGCGGGAGAAAGAGGAGGGGGUCCCCCUGCUGUCAACUCCCGUGAGCGCUCGAGAAUGUGGAGGCGGGACGGCGCCCAGGGGGCCGCCGCCCCGGCGUCCACCCAGCUGGAGCCUGGGGCGGCCCUCGCGCGGCUCAGCCCUCGCGCGCGCAGUGCGGGCGAAAGCUCCCGGCAGCAGCCUCCCUGAUGGACCCUGCCCGAGAACAGCAUGGGAGGCAAGACGCGACGAGAGGAGACGUGAGGGCAAGGACUGACACGUCAGGCGUUCUCUGAGUUGCGCCGUAGCGCCGUUGCAACCUGGGCGUAGACCUCGUUGCGCCAGGCCAAGAUGUCGUCCUUGCUCUGGCCGGCCUCGAAGCGCAUGUAGCACGAGCGUGCCAGGCGCUGCGCGGCGAGCGCGCUCCCGACCUUCUUCUCGGUCACCUGGAAGUGGAUGUCCGUAUCCCCAAGGGUGUAGCGGAACAUGCUGACCUCGUUGCUCCUGCACAACCGCACCCGCUCCCAUGCCUCGUGCCCUGCCGGAGCGUCCUCGGGCAGCAAGUCCAGCACCGCGCGCGCGGCGGCCGAGAGGCCGCCACAGCUGCCAGCGCCGCCGGUGCUGCCGACGCUCUGCGCCACGUGCGUGGACGGGGCGGGGUAGGAGGGCGGCGCGAAAGUGCCGCGGUCGGUCUUGAGCCGCACCUUGCGGGAGGCCCUCAUCACCGCCAACAGCCCAACCGCCCGACCUCUUCCUCCCUCCAAGGUCCCCCCGUCAGAGGAGGGGGACGGGAGGGGGGUAGGCGGAUCGAAUUUGGUGGUCGUGGCGGUGAUCUCCUGACCUUGGUGGCCUCGGAGGCAACCCCCUUGGAGUCGAGCGCUUUGAUAAAAGAGCUCAGCUGCGCGCUGCUGUCCCAGCCCGUCUGCGGAUAACGCACGAGCUCCAGGCCCUCCACCUUGACCAAGGCUUCCGUGGCCCUGAGGAUGCCAAGCACCGGCGCCUGCGAGAGGUCCACGACCCGGAGCAGCGGAGCGCACGGCGAGGUGAAGAGCGCCUGCAGCCGCCGGGCCGCGCCCGUGGAGCCUCCCUCGCCCGCCGAAUCGGGGCGCAGCAGGUAGUGGCAGCCCCUGCGGGCCCGGCCCUGCAGCGAGGACUCUGCGUACUCGAAGGUGUGGAGGAGCUGUGGCAGCAGGUGCCUGGCCAGCAUCUGGAGCUCCCUGGCGCACCGCGCCGCCCGCAUGCCGGUCGCAGCCCCCGCGAACAGGAGCACGCUGCACCAGGCAUCGGCAGGCAGGCUCGUGCACAGCAGCCGCCCCUUGCGCCUGGCAGCGGCGGCCUUCUGCUUGGCAGCCACGAAGCUGUCAGCCUCUGCCAGCGCCUCCUGCAAAUUGCCCGAGGCCGCCACGGUCUCCCACUCAGCCCUCUGCCGCUUCGGCUUCUGCUGCACGUCGCCACCCCCGCCGCGGGAGAAAGCCACCAACUUCAGGUGCCAAUCACGUCGCAGCUCCUCCGCCGCGUAGUCCAGCGCGAGGCGGUUCUGCAUCACUGCCUUGGCAACAAGGUCCCAAUCCGCGCGGAGGCUCUUGGAGGCCUCCUUGAGGAGAAGACCGUCAUGCUGCACCACCUGCGCCAUAAAGCGGAAGCUAUUCCGCAAGUGCUCUGGCGCGUGCGCCCACAACUCUGGCCGGUGCCGCGUCGCUUGGAUCAUGAACUUCUCGUUGGACAGCAGGGCCUCGGGUAGCUGCGCCCAAAGCGCAGGACACUUUUCAAGCGCGCGCAACAUGAAUGUUGCUUUAUGCCGGAAGCGCCCAGGCGCGAAUUGCAGCACAUUGUUGUUGCGACCGAUGGCUUCUAACACAAACUCGGGAUCAUCGCGCAGGCCGUCCGGAGCAUGCACGAAGGCAGACGCCCUGAGCUGUAUCGCCUGCAACAUGAACUGCGGGUCACUGCAGAGAGUGGCUGGGGCGCGCUGCAGUAUCGCCAUGACUCGCUGUUGUACCGCCUGCAGCACGAAGCCGCGGUGAGAGCAGAGCUGCUCGUCCAAGUAAUCCAGGACCCGUCCGUUCACCUUCAAAUCCGCCGACGCACCAGGCGGCAUGCGAGAUUCGACGAGCGAAUCGAACGCACGCCCGAUGGACGCGACACCACACCACACUGCAAAUCGACGCGGAACGACCCUAAACACCACGGCCCAGCAAAUCACGACACGACUCUGGCAUUCCGAGGGCGUGGAUCCACUCACGUCAUUGGUGGAACAUCUCAGCAAUUAGCCCG